Molecule: messenger RNA, 2214 nt
Organism: Cladophialophora yegresii CBS 114405
Lineage: Eukaryota; Fungi; Ascomycota; Eurotiomycetes; Chaetothyriales; Herpotrichiellaceae
Exons: 4
Coding region: 1-2214 (737 amino acids)
Source: RefSeq, a predicted model, not a curated record
AUGGAGGAGUCACCUUCGACGCUCGAUGGCCAUGGCGAGAUUGACCCAUCGUAUGUUUCUGCAACAGGGGAAGAAACCAACUAUGCCGUCGAUGAUGUUGGAAACAACACCGCACAAGAGACCGAUACUGGCAUCCCUGGUACUUCCACAGUCCGGACGCGACCCAGGAAGAAGAGAGGCCGUCAUCCAAAAGAUCCUCUGGGCCAGACGGUCCGAUUUCAAUGCUCAAGGCUAGAAGAUCUCGAGGCCAGCUUGGGAGAAUACCUAGCAAACCCCAGUCACCCUGCUGAACACACCACCCUAGAGUUCACCUUUCCAGUCACCGCUGCCUUUCUGAUACCCGCUGGCGACCCGCUCGGAGGCGAUCACCCAGCCGACAAAUUAACAACGUUUACGUUCUCGCUGCCAGAGAAGUCUGCGGUUUCGGUGGUUGAUGCUUUGUAUAACAUUCCCGACCCGAAGGAGCAAAUGAUCACACAGAAGAGAAUCGCCAGGUCACUGGUGCAAGCCAUUUCGGAAAUCGACGGAUUCCACUACAGCUUCCAUAACAAUUGGCUGUCAAACGCCGAUCGGGCGAAUAGAUUCUCCUUCUACUGCCUCGAUUCCGUACUGAACAUGGGAAGAGCUGCAAACGAGGGUCUUGCCAAGAUUCGUGCUGGCGUGAAAAGUCGAAAGCGGGUAUACGAGUGCGGAGGCGCGAUUUGGAUCAAAUUCUCGCUAACCAAGAACAACCUCCAACUUGACUACAAACAUAUACCCAUGCAUCCCACUGUCGAAGAGAGGGCACCCACUCCGAGACGCGGAAGUAAGCGGAGAAGAAUGUGGGAAGUUUUUCAUCCCGAAAAGCUGCCUGAAAACAGGCGCCGUCUCGCGAAAGACAAGCCUAACCCCGAGGGGAAGGCUCGGAAGAGGAAGUCCAUAGAUGACACGAUGGCACCAGGAAUACGCAAAAGAAGGGCCACCGAGCCAAGAACUCAAGACAAUAAUUCAUCCACGCCCCAGAGUGCCCAGGACCGAGAGAAUAGUUUCCAACCGCUGUUCGACUUUCUUGGAUCGACGGAUCGGCUGGAAGGAGCUGACGGCGCGGACCUUGAAUCAGACAGUUUCGUAGACUGCAAUGGGGGCUCCGCAAAACCGGCUCUUGGAGCAGGCGCCGAAGACGUCCCAGAAACUGGAAAUACUGUACCCUCUGGUAACCAGGACAAACCACGCCCAGGUACGAUGAGCGGCUCUACGACUAUUGUCGACUUGACCCGUGGCAAGGAGACGAGGCCCAAGAAAAAAUACACGAAACGCUCCGCUAAGAAACCUCCUGGGGAGUCUCGUACUGCUCCUGUACCUCCAACAGCAAAGCAGCAAGGGAAUGACCCGGCACCGACGUCAGCGAAUUCGAACUUGAUUGAUGCCCUGAAAAAGAGAUUGAUCGAGGCGCAGGAGAAGAUCCGCCAACUCGAAAGCCAAAAGCAGCAAGAAGCACAGCCUCCCCAGCCUGUUCAACCUAUCACUAUAGUGCAAUACCAUCCACAGCCUUCUCAACCGGCCACCAUAGUGCAACAGCCUCCUCUGCCCCCUCCGGCCGCUCAGGCUCAGUACGCGCCAACACAGUAUCCAAAUCACCCGGUCCCCGGCUCUCCAGGUCAAUGGCAGUACCCUCCGCCGAAUCAGGCCGCGUAUCCUGCAUAUCCCUCCUACCAGUAUCCUACUCAAGACUCUCCCCAACCACCCCGUCCGCCUGCCCCAGCCCUUCCAGCAACACUACCACAGCCUUAUGUUCAAGCGAAUGAAAACCCGCCUCCUCCAGCCCCUCCAGCGACACUGCCACAGCCUUAUCACCAAGCGAAACAACAUCUGCCUUCCGCUCCUACUGUGCAACCGAACCCAAUGCCUUCCUAUGCCUUUGUCCAGAUCCCUGCCCAUCUUCUUGCACCGAAUGUCAGGCCGCAUCCGGUACCCGGUCAAUCCCAGAGUGUGCCUGGUCCUACGCCGCCAGCUUUGCAUUAUCAGUACAACUACGCGCCAUCACCUUUGCAAGCACAGCAGAGUCCUGCUCCGGCUCAAUCGCGCGGCCCAUCCCUCCCCUUGAGCUCGGUCCAAUCUCAACCGCAACUUGACGUCGCAAGCACCCACCGACCAAUAGCUCCGUAUCCGUCUACUGCAGUGCAGCAACACGGGGUUCACGCACGGCCGCAGAGCGAGGCUCAGCCGCAAACUUGA